Molecule: messenger RNA, 1179 nt
Organism: Papaver somniferum (opium poppy)
Lineage: Eukaryota; Viridiplantae; Streptophyta; Magnoliopsida; Ranunculales; Papaveraceae
Product: putative F-box protein At4g10190
Exons: 1
Coding region: 1-1179 (392 amino acids)
Molecular function (GO): protein binding
Source: RefSeq, a predicted model, not a curated record
AUGGAGUAUUUCAAGAAACUCCCAGCAGACAUCACAGUUGACAUCUUAAGUAGGGUACCCACCGAAACAGUCUUGGAAUGCAAAUCAAUCUGCAAAACUUGGAAUAAUCUGGUUUCAAAUCAUCCAUCAUUCUCCAAAAUGCAUUUAUAUCAUCUCAAUCAGGCUGCUGUUGAUUCAGGUAAGUUGGGUUUUCUUGCUUUGACUUAUGAGAUUGGGAAGAGUAUUCCAAAAUUUAGUUAUUUUGAGAUCCAUCAGUCAACAACACCAAUUGAGAAAAUUACAAGAAUGAAUUUAACCCCUCCAUUCACUGGUGCCAUUAACUUUCUAGGUUCGUACAAUGGGUUGGUCUGUUUUACUCGAUGUCGAUCUUUGGUAGAACAACUUAAGGGAGAUGGAAUUGUUUGUAUUUGUAACCCAAUUACUAAAGAGUAUGUUAUGCUUCCUGAGAUUAAUAGAGAUUGUUGUGAUACUACUGAUCAAUUUGUUUCUAGGAAAACCGUAUUUGGUUUUGUUUCUUCCACCAAUGAGUAUAAAGUUAUGAGAAUGCUGUUGAUGCCUGAGUUUGUUGAAGUUUACAUAUACACUUUAGGCAGUGGAAUUGGAUGGAGAAACAUUGGAAGGUUCAAUGUUGGACUCAGUCCACAUGCACCAGGUAUCUUUGCCAAUGGAGUUGUUUAUUUGAUUGGCACCCAAUUAGGAGUCAUCUUAACAUUCGAUUUGUCCGAGGAAAUUUUCUGUGAAAAUCUUUCACCACCUCUGCCAGUGUACAAUGAUUCUUGGGCUUAUAAUAAAAUAGGUGUUCUGGAUGGGUUUUUGUUUUAUGCUAGUUUGCUAGUUAGCCAAAGAGACUAUUGUCACGACAUAUGGCUAUUAAGAAAGAGGAAUGUCAAUCAUGACAUGAAAGAGCAAGAAGAAUGUCAGUCAUGGGCUUGGAAUAAAGAGUUUAAGGUUGAUAAUAGGGAGUUAUUAGCCCUUACGAAGAAUGACAGUGUUUUAACUUACAAGAAUUUCAAGCUCAGCGUUUACGACACAAAAGCUUCAACUUCGGAAACGCUUGUGGAGUUUAAGGAUCGAUUUCGUAAAAUACAUCCUCACAAGAACACCUUGGUUUCGUUGAAAGAAUUAGGGGAAGAAGAUACAAAGAUAAUGGAGCCAGUUGAAGGAGAUAGAAAGCCAUGA